Messenger RNA from Tribolium castaneum (red flour beetle), 2593 nucleotides. RefSeq names its product guanine nucleotide-binding protein G(q) subunit alpha. Gene Ontology annotation, cellular component: heterotrimeric G-protein complex. The transcript has 10 exons. The record is from RefSeq and is a predicted model, not a curated record. The coding region runs from base 542 to 1738 and encodes 398 amino acids. NCBI's taxonomy places the organism in Eukaryota, Metazoa, Arthropoda, Insecta, Coleoptera, Tenebrionidae. Gene Ontology annotation, molecular function: G-protein beta/gamma-subunit complex binding; G protein-coupled receptor binding; GTPase activity. Gene Ontology annotation, biological process: phospholipase C-activating dopamine receptor signaling pathway; adenylate cyclase-modulating G protein-coupled receptor signaling pathway.
UGGACGUGUGGUUUGUGGUAGUUUGGUCGAAAGUGUGUUGAUUUUGAGUUUUGGCGUUGAAGAUUUGAAUGUGUGAAUUUUGGCGCGCUCGUCGCACUUCCUGUUCUGCGUGCACGGUCUGGUCGUCUGGUACUACAGGGCAGCGCCAUAUUGACAAGAGGCGGCUGCUGUUUGUCGUGAAAUGUGUUUCUAGUGGUGGUUUGAGGUGUUUCGGUGUCGUAGUCGUUGCGAAUCGAUGGACCGCAGGUCGUGCUAUGGCCACGGUGUCGCUCGGUCGAGGGGCUAGUGUCGUGUAGUCGUCGGAGGCCGUCGUAACCUCGCCUAGCGCCGCCGAGGGCAGCCGCCCUAAUCCCGCUCCGAAGGCCGUGGAUGAGGCUUCUGCAAUCCGCUUACCCUAACAGGAUCAGCUUCAGCCCCGCUAUAAGAGCAUGCCGGCCCGACCCAAGCACCACACCCAGCCGACCGCGAUGGGAACGCUCGCUCUCUAGGUGUGUGCAGGUCUAGUCGGCGUGGAUGCGAGCUAAGGGGGCCCCCCAAGACCAUGACCAUGCAGUGUUGCCAGUCGGAUGAGGCUAGGGAACAGAAACGCAUCAACGCUGAAAUCGAAAAACAACUCCGGCGAGAUAAGCGAGAUGCACGACGCGAACUCAAACUUUUGCUGCUGGGCACAGGAGAAUCUGGCAAAUCCACGUUCAUUAAACAGAUGCGAAUCAUUCAUGGUGCUGGAUACUCUGAUGAAGACAAAAGGGGAUUUAUCAAACUGGUCUAUCAGAACAUCUUUAUGGCCAUGCAAAGCAUGAUCAAGGCUAUGGAUCUAUUAAAAAUUCAAUAUGCCGAGUCUUCCAGUCCAGGAAAAGCCGAAUUAAUCAAGUCAGUCGAUUACGAAACGGUAACAACAUUCGAAAGUCCAUUUGUAGACGCAAUUAAAGAUCUAUGGAACGAUGCCGGAAUCCAGGAAUGUUACGACCGCCGUAGAGAAUACCAACUUACGGAUUCUGCCAAAUACUACUUGCAGGAGAUAGACCGGGUCGCAGCGCCCGACUAUCUGCCAACAGAGCAGGACAUCUUGCGUGUGCGAGUGCCCACCACCGGCAUCAUAGAAUAUCCAUUCGAUCUGGACGAGAUCAGGUUUAGCUAUCUUAGCGACCUGGAGCGAAUAAGAGCUCCUGAUUAUCUACCCACCGAGCAGGACAUCCUCAGGGCGAGAGCGCCUACGACAGGAAUCAUUGAAUAUCCUUUUGAUCUCGACUCCAUUAUUUUUAGAAUGGUUGAUGUUGGAGGACAAAGGUCCGAAAGAAGGAAAUGGAUUCACUGUUUUGAAAAUGUAACAUCUAUCAUAUUUUUAGUAGCUUUAAGCGAAUACGACCAGAUUCUAUUCGAAUCCGAAAAUGAGAAUCGUAUGGAAGAGUCGAAGGCACUCUUCAAAACCAUCAUAACAUACCCAUGGUUCCAGCACUCGUCUGUCAUUUUAUUUUUAAACAAAAAGGAUCUACUUGAAGAAAAAAUCAUGUAUUCUCAUCUUGUAGAUUACUUUCCAGAAUACGAUGGACCGAAACAGGAUCAUAUCUCGGCGAGAGAAUACAUUUUGAAAGUCUAUUUGCGUGAAAAUCCCGAUCCUGAACGCAGUUGUUACUCUCAUUUCACAACAGCAACAGAUACGGAAAACAUUAAACUUGUGUUUUGUGCUGUCAAAGAUACUAUAAUGCAGACGGCACUGAAAGAGUUUAAUUUAGCUUAAAUUUGCAUGGAGAGUUAAGACACUGAGAAUAUAAAGUUUGUAUUUGCGGCUGUCAAAGAUACGAUACUGCAGUCAAAUCUCCGCGAGUACAAUUUGGUUUAGGAGGAAAAAAUCGUGGUACGAAUCCGGAUCACAUCAGGAAUAAACCAAGGACCCCAAUUGUGAUGUUAUUCUAAUUUACUGUCGAUUAAAUUUAUUUGUGUCCAAGUGUGCGCUUAGCUUAGUGGCUGCGUUGGAGUAAAUCUAGUGCCAUUUUACUAGUAAUGGUGUCCCUCGAUGGAUUAAAGCCAAAGUGUUUUUUUAACAGACUGCGAAAGCAUUAUGACUAUGAUUCAUUACUAUAAAUAGUAUUGUUAUAUAUAAUAUAUUAAAUUAAUGUAGAAAUAGAAUGUAAGAACACUAAACUUUUCCCCCAUUAUAUUUGCAAAUAUUUUGAACAUGUGCAGUUCUUAAGAGGCCGUCAUAGCAGUUAAAUUCAUAGAUCGAAAGAAACUUUUUCGACAAAAUAUGAUGCUUUUAUUUGCAUGAGUGUCGUCGUCUAUCAGUCAGAUUUUGUUGUUUAGCGCGAUCAAUAUUUGACUGUUUCGACGGCAUUACGUAAUUCAAGACUGCCAGUGUCUAUGAAAGCUAUUUGCAGCGAGAGAGAUGUAUUUGGAAAGCGAUUAACUGGUCAUAAAACUGUUAGUGGGCUUUCUUUGCGUAUUGUUCCGUUAACUUACUAUACUAAUGGCAAAUUUAUAAACAUAUUAUAGGAGCUUGGUUUUAUGUGGGUAAAUGAGCGGAUGAUUGAUGAAUGUUUGUGGCAAUAGUAAUUUGUAAAUCAUUUCUUGUCAAAAGUAUAGAUUUUUUCUGAAA